UCCGUUUCUGUGAUUGGCUGUGCGUUUGGCAUGGCAACGUACGACGAUUUGGAGGGCCCUUCGCCCGUCCAGAGGACGACCAAAACGAGGCUGCAGCAGAUGGUGUACUCGUCAUUCUCCGACUUCCGCAAAGAAAAUUUACUGUACGACACAAAACUUGUCGUCGGGGAAGAAGAAUUCCGUGCGCACAAAGUUCUCCUAGCAGCUUGCAGCAAGUACUUCUUCAGCCAUUUCAAGAACUCCGGAAAUGACGUCAACUCCGUUUCCGUCGUGGACUUGACCAAAUUCCGGGAGAUCACUCCGGAGGGAAUCCGGGUCGCCCUGGACUUCAUGUACGAGGGGAAACUUCCGGAACCGGGCGACGACAACCUGCAGAAAAAAUUCCGGGCUACGAAAGAAUUUCUCCGGAUUCCACUCUAUACGGACUACUGCGACGUGGUCAGCGAAGACGUUCUACGGGAUCUGAGAGAAUUUGUCCAAUAUUCCCUCCAGAGUUUCCGUUCGCAAAAGGUUUUCUUCGACAUCACGAUAAAGACCAAGGGGAAAAAGUUCCGCGCUCACAGAACUCUCCUAGCGGCUUGUAGUCGGUAUUUUAGGUCAAUGUUUACAUUGAACUUCAAGGAGGGAAAAGAACAUGAGAUAAAUUUAGCAGACGUACCGGCACAGGUGUCUAUUCGGGCUCUGAAAGACUUGAUUGAGCUGAUUUACACGGGAGAGAUCGACAUAAAUGUGGACAACUUUGAGGAGCUUUUGACGGCGUCGUUCUUCUUGCAAAUGGAGUUUCCACAGGAUCUGUGCGCCAAGUUCAUCGCGGCUAACAUUGACCUUGAAAAUUGUGCAGAUGUCCUGAGGUUAGCUGAAGGUUACGGGAUGGAGGAGGUCAUAAAAGCAGCAUAUUACUUCAUGCAGGAAAACUACGACGAGCUGUCCCAAACUGACCACUACAAGCGGCUGCCGGAUGACCUGGCCGGGCUCCUGGGCUUCCUGCCCCGUAAACAACUGGCCGGCAUCGCCUACAGACAGUCCAACUACCAGUCAGCCUUAGGGUCACCCGACGUCGUCUUGUAUGAGGACAAGAAAUGGAAGUACUACUUAGACUCCAGGUUUACCUCUCUGCCUAAAGAGAUCGCCGACACCGCCACGUUUGAAGUAGCCGUGCUGGAUAACAUCAUUUACGUCAUCGGGGGGUUCCGCUUCCAGGACAAGAGACGGGAUUUUCUCCCGACCAAUGAGGUUCAUUGCUACGACUGUGUGUUCCGAGCGUGGAACGAGUGCAGCCCGAUGAUAAACGAGAGGGACCUGUUUCGCACGGUCGUCGUCGGCGGUGAAAUCUACGCCAUAGGUGGGAGGGGGGCAAUAAAUAACUACCAGUCCACGGUGGAGCGGUUCAACCCACUGACCUUCACGUGGAAACUGACGGAGCCCCUCCCUCUGGGCGCCAGCGACCACGCCGCCGCAGAAUGCUUCGGUCAUAUCUUUGUGUCCGGCGACUCGUCCUGUUGGGUGGACGGGAUGCCCCGAACACUGUUCUACCAUCCCGACACCAGGCAGUGGGACAAGCUGGACGACUUUCCCAUCGUGCCUUGCAGGCGUAGUGGGAUGGUGGGCCUCGGUGACAAGCUCUACAUCAUCGGGCUGGAGACCGUGGCCUGUUAUGACGUCAGGACCGGGCAGUGCUCCUCAUUGGCCAACCUGCCGUCCCCCCAGACGUCAUCCUUCUACUUCACCAGCGACUGUAUCCUCCGCAACGACAUCGUCUGCGCGACCAAUAAGGGCGACUGUUACAGCUACGACACGGAGAAGGACGCGUGGCGGGAGAUGGAGAGUUUUCCCGAGAUGCAAAUCUGCACGCGGGGGGUGAUGGUCUUCACGUUCUGGAUGGAGACAGACGAGGACUACUUCACAGCGGCACAGCUGGCGGAGGCAUAGAGCGCGGGGUUCUCCUGCAAGACAACCGGCACGGUCGGGAUUCGUCGUACGUCCUUUGUACGAUGGUCGUGCGUCGUUUGUACAAUGGUCGUCCGUCGUUUGUACGAUGGUCGUACGUCGUUUGAUGGUCGAACGUCGUUUGUACGAUGGUCGUACGUCGUUUGUACGAUGGUCGUCCGUCGUUUGUACGAUGGUCGUCCGUCGUUUGUGCGAUGGUCGUACGUCAAACUUAACAACCGUUAACACGACAGCUGAAUGUUGCACAACAUAUGUACGAGUUAGCACGACUAUCCCAAGAAUGUAGUGCGGCGAUCGUAAGACGUUGGUGGCCGAGGCCUUAAGUGUAAACCAGAUGUGCCCAGAUGGAAUGAUAAAAGGAAAUUUACUUUUCAGAAUAUGCACCUAAGUGUAAUAAGAUCUACAAAAAGGUAGAACGUUUGUUUGCAAUAGUUAGUGAUGUUUGUUGUAAAAUUUCAGUAGCUCAAUAAAAUAGAUAGAUAAAUUGAAGAAUCAAUGUGUACAGGAAUGAUUUUAUGGAAUUAACUUAAAGCGAUUCACUGGUUCAUUUUAAGGUAUAAUGCCGUAUACACUGUUGUUUGUAUGUAUAUACAAAGGAUGCAAAGAAACAUGUAUACAGUGAUUUAGAUCUGGCAAGUAGAUAGAAUCUGUAGAAAAAUAAAGUCACAGAAUUUUGAAAAAGGCAUGCUGUUUUUCAUUGUGUGUUUAUCAACAAGAUCACAAUGCUUUGCAUGCUGGGGUGUAAUAUUCAAGCAUCUCCUCCAUGCGCUCAUGACUAUAUUGCACU
Molecule: messenger RNA, 2734 nt
Organism: Branchiostoma belcheri (Belcher's lancelet)
Lineage: Eukaryota; Metazoa; Chordata; Leptocardii; Amphioxiformes; Branchiostomatidae
Product: kelch-like protein 26
Exons: 9
Coding region: 31-1929 (632 amino acids)
Molecular function (GO): protein binding
Source: RefSeq, a predicted model, not a curated record